AUGGCUGCAAACAUCCCAGGGCUGAUAGCUGUAGCUCUGUUUUAUGUGAUCAUUCUGGCAACUGGAAUAUGGGCAUCUCGAAAGUCCAAACAAGAGGAGAAGAGAAGCACUGGGACUGGGACAGAAGUCGCCCUGGUUGCUGGUCGAAAUAUAAAUGUCAUUGUGGGAAUUUUCACAAUGACUGCUACAUGGGUUGGAGGAGGAUAUAUUCUUGGCACUGCUACUGCUACCUAUAUUCCCAGAAAAGGCUUGAUUUGGGCUUUAAUGCCUUUGGAAUAUUUAAUAACAUUUUCUGUAGCUGCUAUUUUCUUUGCCAAGCACAUGAGGGAUAAGGAGUACGUAACUAUGAUGGACCCAUUCCAGCUGAAAUACGGGGAAAAUCUGACCUGCAUUAUCCUGAUUCCUGCUGUGAUUUCUGAAGUCCUAUGGGUAGCAUGCGUGACAUCAAGUUUAGGAGGAACCAUGAGCAUCAUUCUGGAUAUAUCGUCUUACUACUCUAUCUGCAUCUCAUCUGCUGUGGCGAUAAUCUAUACGCUUCUCGGGGGAAUGUUCUCUGUGGCCUACACUGAUGUGAUCCAACUUGUCUUCAUCCUUAUUAGUUUGUGGGUGUGUGUUCCUUUCCUGAUGCUGAAUCCAGCCUCCAUUGACAUCACACUCACAGCAUUCAAUGGGACCUUCCAAGCUCCUUGGGUGGGAACACUAGACUCAGAGGACGUGGGGCUGUGGAUAGAUGAUUUUCUGGUUGUAAGUAUGGGAAGUCUGGCUUCUCAAGCUAUAUAUCAGAGAAUUUUGUCUGCAGCAUCACCCAAAGAGGCCCAAGUCAUAUGUUUUGCUGCAGCAGGCUUUUGUUUUAUCUUGGGUAUUCCUUCACUGCUUUUUGGUGCCGUAGCUGCAUCAACAGAUUGGAACAUGACCAGUUAUGGUUCUCCCUCUCCUUUUGACCGUGGUGAAGCUGAUAAAAUUCUCCCAAUUGCUCUGCAACACCUCACUCCCAAUUACAUCUCCAUCUUGGGGAUUGGGGCUAUAGCAGCAGCAGUGAUGUCAUCCAUGGACUCCUGUCUCCUGGCUGCUGCUUCUUUAUUUACUAAUAACCUCUACAAGACCCUGAUUAGAAAGCAGGCUUCUGACAAAGAGCUGCAGUGGGUGAUCAAGAUCUCAGUGACUGUAGGUGGAAUCGUAGGAAUGAUACUGGCCUUCUUUGGGAACGUUCUGACCUUCUGGAUGUUGGCUACUGAUGUUAUGUUCACCCUGGUUUUGCCUCAGCUCGUCGGUGUUCUCUUCUUCCCCAUCUCCAACGGUUACGGUGUCCUUGGGGGUUGCAUCCUGGGAGUGAUGCUGAGACUGCUGAGUGGGGAACCUCUGCUCCACUUGCCCCCUGCCAUCCAUUUCCCCGGAUGCAAGCUCAUCGAUGACGUCUAUGUCCAGCACUUUCCCUAUCGAAGUCUGUCUGUGAUAGUGUCCCUGUCUGCUAUUAUUCUGAUUUCCCUUGUGACCUCUCUGCUCUUUGAUAAAGGAAUCCUGCCAAAGAGAUGGGAUAUAUUGCAAGUCAGGACCCAUAGUGCACCCAGUAGAGCUGAGGCCAAAUCUAAUGUUGACAACUACCAGCCUGUAGUUUCUGGUCAACUGCUUGACACAACUUGUUAGAUUACAUGUAAAGCAAAAUUAUUUUCUUCAGGUCAGAGGAGGAUACAUCGAUCACUGUUUUGUAGUUAUUUCAUUGGGGUCUUGCAUAUGACAAAUAAGCUAUGAUAUGAUAUUGAUAGCUGAA
Conger conger (European conger) is the source of this 1768-nucleotide messenger RNA. Its product is annotated as high-affinity choline transporter 1-like. The record is from RefSeq and is a predicted model, not a curated record. Gene Ontology annotation, biological process: transmembrane transport; choline transport; acetylcholine biosynthetic process. Lineage: Eukaryota; Metazoa; Chordata; Actinopteri; Anguilliformes; Congridae. Gene Ontology annotation, molecular function: choline:sodium symporter activity. Gene Ontology annotation, cellular component: plasma membrane. Bases 1 to 1644 code for a protein of 547 amino acids. The transcript is spliced from 8 exons.